UGAGCGCUGCUCUGCAAGCACAGGAUCAGAAAUCCACCAGGGUGUGCAAUGGACACUGAGCCAUUCAAGCCUUUUGUAAAGCGAGCUGCUUCCUGGUCACUUGAGCACAGCCAGAUUUUGGUGAAUCUGUGGUGUGAGGCCAGUAAAACUGUGGAUUUCAGCAAAAGCACCAGGAAUGACCACCUGUACCAGCAGAUAUCUAAAAAGCUGGCCGCUCUGCAGAUUUUUCGGACAAGUGACCAGUGCAGGGAGCGAAUUAAAAGGCUAAAGAGAGAAUACAGGAAGACCAGGGAUAAGAAUCGCUCAUCGGGCAACUCACCAAUGACAUGUCCAUUUUAUGAUGACUUUGACCGGGUCCUGAGCUCUGUGCCCAGCACAGAGCCAACCGUGCUUCAUGAUGACCUUGUGAGUGGGGAUGGUGCCCUGCUGGGGACUGAUUGCAGGCAGCAGCAGGUUCCCAGCCAGGAUCAUGAAGUGACUUUUUUAAUGCAACCAGUUCCAGAGCAGACGGUGGAUCAGGCUCAACAGCAAAUUCUCAGUCCCUACUCAGAAGAGCUGUUUGAUCCUCCUGCCUCUGAAGAACAGCCCGCUGCCAACAACCCGGUGGAGACAGAAGCGGCCCUAGAACCCACCGGACCGUCGAGCUACACGGCCUGCUGUUCUUCAGGGACUCCAUCCCUGGCCCAGCGUACCCUCGCAGACCGCUCCAAAAGAAAGCGUUUCCGUGACGAAGUCAUGGCCCAUGUUCUUCAGAGGGUAGAGCAGCAGGUGCACUACCAGAAGCAGAGGGAUGAAAGACUGGAACAACGGCGUGCUGAGAGGCAGGUGGAAAGGCUGAGGCUCGCCAUCCAGCUGGAGGCGAGCGUUUCAGCCAGGGAGCAGGCACUUGCAAAGCAGUUCCUGGAACAGGAACGGCAGCUAAGGGAGGAGGACAGAGCCCAACAGAGAGAACUGUUCCAGCAACUCCUGUCUCUAAUGGCUGCAAGAGCACAGGCCGCUGCUGCCUCUCCCGCACCACGGCAUGAUGCCCCAUCAACGUACCCUCAGCCCAGCAGUAGGUGGGGACUUUCCUUGGCUGGAACCAGCCCCGUAGGGCAGCUCCCGGCUCUGCUGACUUCAACCCCUGAGCCGGGGAGACCAGGUGAUGGAGUGAAACCUCAGUGAAAGUGCUGGGGACUGGACAGGCACAA
Molecule: messenger RNA, 1190 nt
Organism: Mauremys reevesii (Reeves's turtle)
Lineage: Eukaryota; Metazoa; Chordata; Testudines; Geoemydidae
Product: trihelix transcription factor DF1-like
Exons: 2
Coding region: 49-1164 (371 amino acids)
Source: RefSeq, a predicted model, not a curated record